Molecule: messenger RNA, 1911 nt
Organism: Rotaria sp. Silwood2
Lineage: Eukaryota; Metazoa; Rotifera; Eurotatoria; Philodinida; Philodinidae
Source: the annotation of a GenBank genome assembly
AUGUCUUCAACAAUACAUAAGGACGUGUCAAAACAAACUUGUUUUGAAGAUUUACCCGAUGAAAUUUUAUUAUUCAUGUGUCGUUAUUUAUCUCAAGUGAAUAUUCUUGAUAGUUUAUUAAAUUUAAAUAAUCGUAUAAAUAAAACUAUUAGUUCAUAUCGUGAAAAAAUUUUCUUGUCUCAUUUAUCUUAUAAAGAUUUUUAUCAUUUAAUUAAUAAGCAUUUACCAUAUUUAUCAGCAAAUGUUUAUUAUUUAUACAUAAAUAAUUGUUCAAUGUUAAAUGCCGGAAAAGUUUUUGAAGAAAAAUUUAAUAAAAUUGAUCAACAAUUUCCAUUACUUCGUGAACUUAUAUUUCAUCAAAUUGAUAUUGAAACAUUGGAAAAUUUAUCUUGGCGUUUUAAUACAAUGUAUUUUUUACGUCAAUUAAUUAUUGAUAUUGCCGAAGAUCGUUUAUCAUCAAUGCCUGUACAAUUUGAUGAAUUUAUUUGUGGAAAAUUAUUUUCUCCAUCAAAUUCAUUUCAAAAUUUAAAAUUAAAUUUAAACAGAUAUGAAUUUAAUCUUCGUUCUGUAACAUAUAAAUGUAAGAAUAUUCGACAAUUAACUUUAUCGGUAAAAUGUCUUAAUGAUUUAUUAGUUGUAUUUAAUCAUUUUCCAAAUAUUGAAAAAUUAAAUAUAACUAUUGGUUGUUCUUCACUAUACGAUAUAAAUAAUGAUAUAUAUCCUUAUGAACAUCUUUGGUGGAAAGUACCUUGUUUAACUCAUUUUAAUCUAACAAUUAAAGGAAAAGAUUUAACAUCAAAUGAUAAUGUUAUAUCACAUAAUAUAAUUAUGAAAAUAAUUGAAAAUCUUUAUUCAUUAAUACAUUUUAAAUUUAUAUUAGAUAUUGGAUUUCAUUCUACACUUCAAUUAUUAACAACAAAAGAUAUAUAUAUCAAUAAAUAUUUUCCAUAUGCUAAUGGUUCAUUAUGGCAACAAGCAUUAGAACGAAAUGAUAAUCGAACUAUACAUUUUGAAUUAAAUAUUGAACUUGAUGGAAUUACAAGUGAUCGUUUUAAAAGAAAGGUGGAAUUUGAUGCAUAUACUGUAGAGAAGAAUGAAGAUAUUGAUUUCAAUUCUAUACUAAAAACAACGUUUUCCAGUGCAUAUUGGUUACAAAAGAACAUAACAAUUCAAUAUUUUUCUACGGCUUCGAAACAUGUAUCGAUUUAUAGUUUACCUAAUACGAGUUCUCAUUUAUCGACAUCAGUAGAUGUUAUCGAUCAUGAAUUUUCAAUGAAAUCUUCCCCGUCACAUCUAAAUAUUCAAAGUCUUAUUGUACAUUCCAGUACUGAUAAUUAUUCUCCAAAAUUAUCCAUAACAAAUCUUUUUACUAAAUUUCCAUCUUUAACUUAUCUUAAACUUGAUACAGUACUUCUUUUACCUCCAACAAUAAUCAUUUGUUCAAAUCAUUUACGUUCACUAUCACUUUGUAAUUAUUCACUACUUUCCUGUUGUCAAUUACUUGAUUAUUUACCACAAGUAAUAUCACUUUCAAUAAAAAAUUCACUUUGUAAAACAUUAACUAUUGAGAAUUGUCCAAAAUCUAUUCUAUCAAUUACUCGAUUAAAAAUAACAAUUGAUUCAAUUCAGAUAAAAAAUUUAUCCAAUAUAACUCAAUAUUUUCCAAAUGUUAAUGAAUUUUAUUUAUUAAUAAAAAAUACAUCAAAUCGAGCAACUGAUGAUUUCCGUCAAUGUGAAAAAUUUGAAUUUUUUUCACAAGGAUUUAUUCAUCUUCGUUAUUUUGAAAUUACUUUACCAAUAAAACAAGAUUGUUUUUCAAUUCCUACUUGGAUGCAUACAUUAAAUACAAAUCAACGAAUAUGUGUGAAAACUAAAGAUGGUAAUUCAUUAAUAUUAAAAGCAUGGUUAUAA